AUGGCGGCGGAGUCGCAGCGCACCGGUAUGAUAACGGUCCCUACCAGGGAAGGAGCGGCGGCUUGCGCUUUGGAGGUGGCAGGACCCCACACAGUUCUGGCCGCCGGCCCAGAAUGGGUGCUGGAAGCGCAUCAGCUUCUGGGGGAGCCGUGA
Messenger RNA from Aspergillus viridinutans, 153 nucleotides. RefSeq lists its product as uncharacterized. The coding region runs from base 1 to 153 and encodes 50 amino acids. Lineage: Eukaryota; Fungi; Ascomycota; Eurotiomycetes; Eurotiales; Aspergillaceae. The transcript has 2 exons. The record is from RefSeq and is a predicted model, not a curated record.